CCUUUGCUUGCCUGAUGGACAAACGAAGCAAUCCGAAGCAUUAAAAAAAUAACUUUACAUUGACAUUUUACAAAAAAAAAAUGUUUCGAGGUUAUGAUAAACCUGAAAUAAUUUGAAAAAUGUGUUUAAAGCAAGUUAUGUAAUAACUUGCACCAAAAUUAUUUACUGAUCACCUUUGAAGUUUUAUAUACAUUUUUAUACAUCUAAAUAGUUAAUUCCUCGUAGGUGCAAUUGGCUAUAUUUGAAGACAAUCCAUGGGAAAAUUUUACUGAUGAAGUUGGAGAUAAAUUCUGGACCUUAUACAAGGCCGAGUGGGUGGUGUGGCCCCCGGCUCAAAUGAUAAAUUUCUAUUUUCUACCCACAAGACAUGACCUGCAAUGCAAGCUCUAAGUGUCACCUGGAGGAAGUUUGCAAACAAUAUUAGCAAAUCGAGUCCAAUGUCCUCAAGAUUCAAGAGGAUAGUGAGAAUUGCAUUUAGUGACAAGUACCUGCUUUAUACAAAUAUGACCAUAUCUGUAACUUUAUCCUCAGUGGGUGAUGUUCUAGAACAAGGCUACGAAAUAUACACUAAGGAUUUAGAUAAAUAUAAUCCUAAACGGACAAUGCACAUGGCAUUUUCUGGUGCGGCCGUUGGCGUUCUGUGUCAUCAUUGGUAUAAAGUUUUGGACAAAUUUAUUAUAGGCAAAACAUUAGAAAUGGUAACAAAAAAGUUGUUAUUAGACCAAUUGAUAUUUUCUCCCGUAAUGUUAGUAACAUUCUUUGGUAGCUUGGCAAUAUUUGAACAGGAUCCAAUACAGAAUUUUAAAGAUGAAGUGAAAGGCAAAUUCGGUAAAUUAUAUACGGCAGAAUGGUUGGUGUGGCCACCGGCACAAGUCAUAAACUUUUUCUUCCUGCCAACUAGGUUUAGAGUUCUAUAUGACAACACCAUAUCUUUAGGAUAUGACGUAUACACUUCACAAGUAAAGCACAGCAAAUCCAAUUCCCCCCCACUUAUAAAAAGCGAAAUUUCCUCUUGACGAAAAUUACAUUUAGGUAUUAUUGAAUUAAAGAAAAUAGCGAAUCACAUAAGUUACCUUAUUUAUUUGAUAUGUACUUAUAAGUAUAUUUUGUAUACAAUAUUAUUUAAAUGUAACUAAAUAUUAGUCAAUAAACAAGCAAGCUGUGAUAGAUACGUAAUGAUUCCGUACUUAUCGUGAAAUUGUUCUCAUUAAUAUAUAAAAAAAUGUAAGGUUUCAAAUACCUACUAUCAAAUUUAUAAUUCAUGUUUGUCUUAAUUUAUUAUUCAUAUUUCUAGAGGUACAAUAUACCUAAGUAACUAUCGCAUUGUUAAACUACGAAUUAUGUAUUGAAUUUGAAAAAAAAGUAAUGUUGUUUGUUGUUAGGUUCAAGUGCAAAUGUUUGAAUUUUAUAGACACAUCUAUUGUAAAUUAUUGUUAUGUUUAUAUAUUCAUGAUUGUGAUCGUUUUGAUAAUAAUAUGACUGGAAACAAUCGCCCAAGUCACUUACUCUUAUUUUUACGAGCUCGCUAAAUAAAAUGGUUUACGUAUAUUA
Molecule: messenger RNA, 1551 nt
Organism: Pectinophora gossypiella (pink bollworm)
Lineage: Eukaryota; Metazoa; Arthropoda; Insecta; Lepidoptera; Gelechiidae
Product: mpv17-like protein 2
Exons: 3
Coding region: 378-1016 (212 amino acids)
Biological process (GO): mitochondrial ribosome assembly
Cellular component (GO): membrane; cytoplasm
Source: RefSeq, a predicted model, not a curated record